Molecule: messenger RNA, 2549 nt
Organism: Bufo bufo (common toad)
Lineage: Eukaryota; Metazoa; Chordata; Amphibia; Anura; Bufonidae
Gene: DUSP22
Product: dual specificity phosphatase 22
Exons: 7
Coding region: 171-794 (207 amino acids)
Biological process (GO): regulation of cell population proliferation; protein dephosphorylation; positive regulation of JNK cascade
Cellular component (GO): cytosol
Molecular function (GO): protein tyrosine/serine/threonine phosphatase activity
Source: RefSeq, a predicted model, not a curated record
AGGAGGCAGUGCAAGGAAGGCGGGCCCGGCACGAGCUGCUCCAGCUGUUACUGACUGAUCACUGACAAGUCCCUGAGCCAGGGAAACCGCAGCAGUCCUGAUCCCGGGAGCGCCGGGCACACGUGUUCUAGCCGCGGAAAGGCUGCGUGUAGUGCGCUCCGGUCACAGCCAUGGGUAAUGGAAUGAACAAGAUUCUUCCUGGGUUAUUCAUUGGUAAUUUUAAAGAUGCUCGAGAUAUUGAACAGCUACAGAAGAAUAACAUUACUCAGAUUCUGUCUAUACAUGACAGUGCCAGACCAAUGUUAGAGGGCAUGAAAUAUCUUUGCAUUCCAGCAUCUGAUUCACCAAAUCAAAAUUUAAUACAACAUUUUAAAGAAAGCACAGCAUUUAUCCAUGAGUGUCGGCUGAAAGGUGAAGGAUGCCUUGUCCACUGUUUGGCAGGUGUGUCCAGAAGUGUUACUUUGGUAGUAGCCUAUGUUAUGACAAUCACAGAUUUGGGUUGGGAAGAUGCGUUGGCUGCUGUUAGGGGAGCAAGAACGUGUGCCAACCCCAACAUGGGUUUUCAGAAGCAACUUGAAGACUUUGGAAAACAUGAUGUCCAUCACCUAAAAACUUGGUUGAAGGAGACGUAUGGUGAAAGCCCUUUUCUUGAUGCAGAAGAAGCCAAACAACUUGUUGCCAAACAUAGGCAACAAGAAGAAGAAUCGAGUGCUGGAAGUUCAGGAAGACAAUGGAGCAGUCACUUGACCUCUCUCUCAUCCAUGGCAUACAGCAAUUACACUACAGAGACAUAACUUUCUAUCACAACACUUAUAUCUACUUUCUAAUGUACUUCAACAGUCACUACAAAUAUAUAAGCAAGCACCACAUAGGUGCUUGCUAUCCAAGCAAGAGCUUAGAGUUAAGAGGUCUUAAGAUGUAUGUUUCUGUCUGCAGUCUUGCAGAGAUGAGCGGUGCAUUACAAAUUAAAGUGCAGACCUUGAAUGAAGUUCUAGUUUGACACAGGAAAAGGUCUAAUUCCACUAUUGUGUUUUGUCAUCUUGGCACUUUAUUAUAUGUACAGCAAAUCUUAAACGCAAGUCUCCUGAAAGCUUUGUUAUAGGUAACAACUGUGUCAUCACUUUUACUGUGCUUCUGGUUUAAAUGUAUAUUUUAACAUUUUCUACCUCAAGAUAACAAUUAUUUGAAGGAAAACAAACACCCCUACUAGCCCUCCCCAACAAAAUAAGUAACAGACUGUAUUUCUCAGGUAGGGAAUAACAUAAGAAAGGGUUGAACCAUUCAGUUCCAACACAAAUAUGUUGUGAACUCUGUGCCGAAAGAGACGCAGGUAACGGAAAAAAAACAUUGCCUGCAUAAAAUAUAAAAUUAUUUUUUAGCUUAAAGCUAAGUAAUUUCUCAGAAUAAAUGUGAAUACAAUCCUGGUAUUUUGCUGGAUGCAAAAAGGCUUGUCAUACUGUAAUAUGCAAAGUACAUUUAUUCCCACUUUUAUAUAUACAGUGGUCCAUUUGGUACCCGUUUGCAAUAUGGCAAAAGGAUGAUACAGAUAUAAUUGUUGAAAACAUUGAUAUAUUGUGUCGCUCAAAUUGAUGAAGUAUUCAGUUAUACCUAAAAUGAGUGAUUAAAAGGACAGGAAGACUUUGCACUAUGAAUUAGGAAGACAAAGACACAUUUGUAGACUUUACUAUAGAACUCAAUGUAUUGAGGUUGAAAGUGGCAAGUAUCUGUACAUCAGCACUCUUCUCCUGGAAGUGGACAUCAAACAAUGUCUUCUUGUAUGCGGUUAAAAUAAAAAAAAUAAAAAAAUAUAUAUACCGACAUUUAUCACGUCAAUAUAGUUUUAGUUUGGAUGUGAGUCCCACGGUUAUGCAUUUAAAGAACUCCAUGUGGGCCAUGGUCAGUAUGGGACUUGCUUAAGCAAAGUAUUUUGUAUACUGUGGUGCCAUUAAAAUGGACCAACAUAUUAAUAUUAACGUGUUCUGUUCCAUACACUAUUGUAAUGUGGGCAAGACUUCCUUUCAUGCAAAGUCAUAUCAUCAAACUUGAUGCCAUUAAAAACUGCUUUUUAAAUAUAUCAGAUUAUUCAUGAAAGGCCUAGAAUGCAUUUUUAAAGCUAGACUUGGCAGAAGACUAUCAUACCUCUGCCGGGUUACUUACCAUAGAUUUUCCAAUUCUACACAGGUUUGCCUAUAUCUUACUCCCUGAUACAUUGUAGUGUCAAGUGGCAAACUCACGGACCUCUUUUUUGGUAGGACUAGCGCUCUAGGAUUCUUAAGGAACUGUCUCUUCUAAUCUAAGUAUAAUGUUGAAGAACAAAUGUUUGGAAAUGAAAGCAAAAGGAACAACCGACAGAGAUGCAACAUUUAGGGGAGCAUAGUGGAUUAUGAGGGUUACAAACUAUGAUUUGAGAAGGUAAAUCCUUGACUAUUGUGGACAUUUUAAUAAUUCCUGUUGGGUUAUCGGACAAAACCACUGUAUUUACUGUAUGAUUAUAUAUAAAUUUUCCAAUCCCUGUGUGUAAAUAUAAAUUGAAAUUUUGUUGUACUGUU